AUGUCUUCUAUCACUCUAUCAUCUUUGAUUUCCGGCCUCAUCCAGAGCCGAGCUGAAGAGGAGCGACUGCUUGCGAGUGAUGCUCGGGUGAUAGCUCCAUUAGGAGGUGCUUCGGACAAGAAAUCAAUAUUCGCAGGCGCUCAUCGUGCGACGACCAGGCGCAAUAUGGAUGUGUCCGGAAAGUCUGAUUCGCACUUGCGAACCCAUAUUGCAGGGCUUAAGAGCCUUUGUCUCUUCGCAAGAUUUGGUGUCAUUGACAGCAUGGCGGGCCUUUGCCAAAGAUUAUCACGAAAGAAGGAACGUUGCACGGUCUGCUUCAGCAGCAAAUCUGUUAAGGAUUUGGAGAUUCUCCCUUGCCAGCACAAAUACUGUGAUCAUUGUUUCUGCCGAUUGGCACUCACAGCCAUGGCAAAUGAGCAAUUGUUUCCGCCGAAGUGCUGCUCCCAGGUGAUUCCGUCCAAGCAAGUCAUCUCGAAACUGACAGAGAGGGAGAAAGCCCUUUUUAAGCUGAAGACGCAGGAGUAUGCGACACCGGCCACAGAACGUUGUCCUAUUCCUCAUUUCAUCUUUGCUCAAUACGAGAUACUGACGCAGCCAAGCUACAAAUGUGGUGGACCAUGGCUUCUCUGCCAUCACAAUGCGUUAGGGAACGUAACCGCAGAAUGCCAAAGCGGAGCGCCUCCUGGAGACGGAUUGGGCACACAUGAUGCAGAUGAGCUUGCUGCUAUCGUGGCUGCCAUGACAUUCGCUGAGAAAGAGCUGGAAGAAUAG
Aspergillus thermomutatus is the source of this 771-nucleotide messenger RNA. RefSeq lists its product as uncharacterized. NCBI's taxonomy places the organism in Eukaryota, Fungi, Ascomycota, Eurotiomycetes, Eurotiales, Aspergillaceae. The record is from RefSeq and is a predicted model, not a curated record. Bases 1 to 771 code for a protein of 256 amino acids. The transcript is spliced from 3 exons.